This is a messenger RNA of Lactuca virosa, 1979 nucleotides long. Lineage: Eukaryota; Viridiplantae; Streptophyta; Magnoliopsida; Asterales; Asteraceae. The record is from the annotation of a GenBank genome assembly.
AAAGGCGUGGUUCAGAUCCUAGAGAGAGAAAUUAACAGCUCUAUUUUCCAUGGCGAUUUAGUCAAGAAUUUCUUCGAUUUUGGGUUCUCUGUUAGCUGUAAACCGCUAUUUCCUUUGUUGAAAUCGUUCCCAAAGCAAACAAGACUUGAAAUCAAGACCUAUUUCAUCUCUUAUUUCUGAUCUGCAUAAUAAUAUCCAUCUCCUGUAAGGAAGACGAAGCCAAAAUGAUGCAGAUGGACAGGAGACCUUAUAUGGAUGAGUUUGAAAAGCUACUUGUGCGAAUGAACACUCCAAGGGUCAUGAUCGACAAUGCCGGUUGUGUAAACGCAACCCCUAGUCAUGGUAAGUUUGAAUUCUUAGAGUUGACCAAUUUCCAUAUUAAAUCAAUUUACAAUUUGACAAUUAAACUAAUCCUUUUUUUUUAAUAAUCUUUAGAUCGAUAGUGCCAGAAAAGAUAGAAUUCUUCUAGAGGCUGUUCAAGUGCUUACAGAUUUGAAUCUUCUAAUUAAAAAAGGCUAUGUCUCAUCCGAUGGAAGGUGGAACAUGGAUGUUUUUCAUGUAACCGAUUUGGGUGGUAACAAAUUGACGGACAACAACAUCAUCAAUUGCAUUCAACAUGUAAUUUACUUUUUUCCUUUUUACCCUUUUCUUUAAGAUUUAUUUCUUAUUUAAAAAUAUUUAAGUUUACCAUAAUUGUAUUUCUUUUCACAGUCACUCGGUACAUUCGCAACACAAGAUCCAAAUCGAUCGAUGGAAUGACAGCAAUCGAGUUAACCGGGACCGACCGAGUCGGCCUUCUAUCCGAAGUUUUUGCGGUUCUUUCGGAACUCAAAUGUGAUGUGGUUGAAUCCAAAGUAUGGACACACAAUGGCCGGAUCGCGGCUCUCAUUUACUUAAAAGAUUGUGAUUCCGGAUGCUCGAUUGAAGAUUCUCACAAAAUUGAGAAAAUCGAAGCGAGGUUAAGAAACGUACUUAAAGGCGAUAACGAUAUCCGCAGUGCAAAAACUUCGGUUUCAAUGGCAAUCACUCACACUGAGAGACGCCUACACCAAAUGAUGUUUGCAGACCGCGAUUACGAGCGGUCUGCAAACAUAAAAACCAGUGGCGAAGAUCAUUCGCCACUGGUUUCUGUUCAAAACUGUUUGGAGAAAGGAUACUCGGUUCUAAACAUUCAGUGCAAAGAUCGCCCCAAGCUUUUAUUCGAUGUUCUUUGCACUUUAACCGAUAUGCAAUAUGUCGUGUUUCACGCAACCAUUAACACCACAGAAAACGGAGCAUAUUUGGAAUUCUUUAUUAGACAUACGGAUGGAACCCCGAUUAGUUCCGAAGCCGAAAAGCAAACGCGUGACUCUUUGCUUGCAAGCCGCCAUUGAGAGAAGAGCAUCCGAGGGUGUAAGGCUUGAGCUAUGUACGACGGAUAGACCGGGGCUAUUAGCAGAAGUGACACGAACAUUUAGAGAAAACGCGUUAAAUGUGACAAGAGCCGAAAUAUCAACAACAAUGGGAACGGCUUUAAACAUAUUUUAUGUGACGGAUGCACUUGGGAAUGACGUGGAUUCAAGAAUGAUAGAAUCGGUCCGACAAGGAAUCGGGUCGGAUUGCCUAAGGGUAAAGGAACUACCAUUUAGGAAUCAACAAAAAGGAGAGAAUGAAGAACAACAUGGAGGUGGAAGUGGACUUGGUGGGGCGGUUUUGUUGUCACUUGGGAGUUUAGUUAAAAAGAAUCUUUAUAAUUUAGGGCUGAUAAAGUCGUAUUCUUGAGAAUUUUAAAAAAAAAAUUUGUGUUUUGUACAUAAGAGAUGAAAGAAAUAUUAUUGGUGAAGGUUGGUGAUUAGUAGGUGGACACAUACAUAUGUUAGGUUUGGGUUGAUGAAAUGAAAGGGGGCCACAUUACACACAGAUAGAAGAAGGGGAAAUGGAUUGAUGGGUAAUUAUUAUUUAGGUAGGUGAUUGGUUUACACUUGCAUCCAUUUGUUCCC